Molecule: messenger RNA, 3819 nt
Organism: Limanda limanda (common dab)
Lineage: Eukaryota; Metazoa; Chordata; Actinopteri; Pleuronectiformes; Pleuronectidae
Product: RNA-binding protein 5-like
Exons: 25
Coding region: 145-3405 (1086 amino acids)
Biological process (GO): mRNA splicing, via spliceosome
Cellular component (GO): nucleus
Molecular function (GO): RNA binding
Source: RefSeq, a predicted model, not a curated record
AACUGUGAGGAGACAAAUACUCAAAACCUUCCAUUAAUUUUCCCGGUGCAACUGAAGGCUAGGGGACACUGACGAGGACGGGACUUGUCCUGUCUCUUUUCAGCUGAGUCUUUUGAUCAGCUGUUGGUGGGACCUGUACUCUAAAUGAUGGACACUAAUAAAAGGCUCAGUCGGGGCGAACGAAGUGGAAGAUAUGGUCCAGAUAAUAUAAGAGAUGACAUGGAUUGGCACAAAAGACCAAGUGGAUACGUGGAGAGGGAUUACAAUCGAGGCAGGGUUGAUGAUAGACACAGAGAUCGCCUUGAUGACUGCCGAGACAGUCCAGAGAGGGGCCGAAAGCGAAGCCACUGUGACAGUUCUGAUGAUGAAUAUGACGGGGAUCGUCCAGACCAGGACCACAAAACGGUGCAGAGGGAGAGGAACAAGCCUAUUGCGCUAAGAGGUCUCCCUCCUAAUAUCACAGAGGAGGAAAUCCGCGCAGCACUUGAACAGUUGCAGGGGCCGCAGCCUGCAAGCAUAGGUGUGUUUAAGAAAAUGACAGGUAUAACCCAAGAUUUCCCCGUCAUGGAGUUUUAUCACGUGCAAGAUUCUACCCGAUGGAUGAAGACCAAUCAGUACAAGUUGGUGAUCCAGGGGAAACGCGUCUCAGUGAAAUACAGCUACAGAAGGGCCAUGUAUGAUAACUGGCUUUGCAAAUCGUGUGGCCUGUGCAAUUUUAGGAGAAGGCCCAACUGUAUCAAAUGUGGAGUUGAUGGAGAGUCCCCUGCUGUAGAUAGUAUUAAUGUGGAACCUCAACAGGAAAGUGAUACAGACACAUUAAUUCUGAGAAAUAUAGCCCCGAUUUCAUCUAUCGAUGGGAUUUUGAACAUGUUGUCCCCCUAUGCUAUCCUGUCUGCGAGCCAAGUCCACCUCAUGGAUCACAAUCAGAUGAAAAAUAACAAAGGCCUUGGCUUUGUCCAACUUUCAUCUCCCUUGGAGGCCUCUGAGCUGCUCACCAUCCUCCAAAGCCUUCAGCCACCUCUAAAACUGGAUGGAAAAACAUUAGCUGUGAAUUACGCCAAGAGUUCUAUAAGAAAUGGAGCACAGCAUUGUGGUAAGCAAGCCACUCAUAUCUCAGUUGCCAGCACAGCCAUCGCUGCCACCCAUUGGCCAUCCAGCCAGUUACAACCAGGUUCAGAUGCCACCUCUGAUUUUGUUACUCCUCCUGAGGGCUUUUUGCAGCAGUCACAGGAACCGAAUUAUCAGGUGUGGCAGCAGCAGCAUCUGAAAGGAUUGUCGCUUGUCAAUGGAGAUGGCUUCCCUGGAGCUGCCCCAGGAAUGAAGACUUUGCUCCCUGCAGCCACGGGGGUGGUCAUAUCCCAGACAGCUCAAAUUUACCAACCUGUCGUUUUCAGCCAGACUGCCAUACAGUCACAUCAUGUAGCGAUGGCGGUUGAUGCAGAGCAGCAACAGCAUCAGCAGCAUCAGCAGCAUCAGAUGCAGCAUCAGCAGCAUCAGAUUCAUCAGCAGCAGCAGCAGCAUCAGAAUCAUCAUCAGCAGCAGCAGCAUCAGAAUCAUCAACAGCAGCAUCAGAUUCAUCAGCAGCAGCAGCAGAAUCAUCAUCUGCAUCAGCAGCAGCAUCAGAAUCAUCAUCAGCAGCAGCAGCCGCAUCAGAAUCAUCAUCAUCAGCAGCAGCAUCAGAAUCAUCCUCAGCAGCAGCAGCAUCAGAAUCAUCAUCAGCAGCAGCAGCAUCAGAUUCAUCAGCAGCAGCAUCAGAAUCAUCAUCAGCAGCAGCAUCAGAAUCAGCAGCAGCAGCAUCAGAAUCAUCAGCAGCAGCAGCCGCCUCAGAAUCACCAUCAGCAGCAGAAGAAUCAUCAUCAUCAUCAUAUUCAUCAGCAGCAGCAUCAGCCGCCUCAGAAUCAUCAUCAGCAUCAGCAGCAGCAGCCGCCUCAGAAUCAUCAUCAUCAUCAUCAGCAGCAGCCGCCUCAGAAUCAUCAUCAUCAGCAGCAGCAGCCGCCUCAGAAUCAUCAUCAUCAUAUUCAGCAGCAUCAGCCGCCUCAGAAUCAUCAUCAGCAUCAGCAGCAGCAGCAGCAGCCGCCUCAGAAUCAUCAUCAUCAGCAGCAGCAGCAGCAGCAGCCGCCUCAGAGUCAUCAUCAUCAGCAGCAGCAGCCGCCUCAGAAUCAUCAUCAUCAUCAUCAGCAGCAGCAGCCGCAGCCGCCUCAGAAUCAUCAUCAGCAGCAGCAGCCGCCUCAGAAUCAUCAUCAUCAGCAGCAUCAGAAUCAUCAGCAGCAGCAUCAGAAUCAGCAGCAUCAGAAUCAUCAUCAGCAGCAGCAGCAUCAGAAUCAUCAUCAGCAGCAGCAGCAUCAGAAUCAUCAUCAGCAGCAGCAGCAGCAGCAGAAUCAUCAUCAGCAGCAGCAGCAGCAGAAUCAUCAGCAGCAGCAGCAGCAGCCCCCUGCAAGUGUUUCCAAAGCGCCACCAGUAACACCAGCUGCUUCUUCUGUUUCACCUACAGUUUCUGCCUCCCAAACUAUUAAAACAUCAGCUGACCCUGAUAUGUCCACAUACCAGUUUGACAAGGAUUCAGGCUACUAUUAUGAUCCGCAGACUCGUCUCUACUAUGAUCCCAGCAGCCAAUACUACUACAACUCAGAGACUCAGGAGUAUCUCUACUGGGAUGGUGAGAAACAGACAUACGUCCAGGCGACAGAAGACAUGAUGGCAGAACAAAGUUCAAGCAGUCCAGAGCCCAAAGGAAAAAAGAAGGCAAAAACGAGGUCUUCACAGAAGAUUGCAGAGAACAUGGAACGAUGGGCAAAAAGCUUGAAUAGGCGAAAAGGGAGUUCUAAGAGCAGUGUCCAAGACUCGGGACCGUCGAAGGAGGAAGACAAGAAAUGCUCCUCAGCUGCUGAUGCAGGUUUCUCCCUCUUCAAAGAGAAGCAAAGCAGAGAUUUUGAGAUGCCGUCACUCAUGAAUGAACAAUUUAAGAUCCCGGAGCAGGAAACCAAGAGUGACCCGUUUGUUUCUUACAAUGGCGACAAUGAGCCAGAGGAGGGCGGCAUGGAUGGAGCAGCGGAUGAUUGGAUGACGGGGGUUUGCCUGCUGUGUCAACGGCAGUUCCCCACCAAAGACGCUUUGCUGCGUCACGAGCAGCGCUCUGACCUCCACAAGCAAAAUGUGGAGAUUCAGAAAAGAUCAAUACUUUCAGAAGCUGAGAAGGGGAGGAGAGACGCUGAGCUGAAGUACAGAGACAGAGCUGCAGAGAGGAGGGGGAGAUCUGGUGCUUAUACAGCCAAGAAGGAAUUUCAACCGCCAGCACACUAUGGCAAACCCACCAACAAUGGCCCGAGGCAAAGCAAUAACAUUGGGAACCACAGGUUUCCAGCUAUGGGCUGGCAGAAGGGCAGCGAUCUGGGGCACCACCAAUAGGACAUCACCUCUCCAAUCCCGGCUUCAUUUAGGACUAAGGGUACCGGCUUGGGUAUUCAAUCAUAUGAACUCUCACCAUACGACAGCUACUGGGAGACAGCUCAUGGGGCCAUGUUUGCGCGCUUCAAUGAGUUUGAUUAAACUAGAGAGAGUAAGGACAUCACACUGAACUGUGAGUGGCUAGGUUUGUGGCCAAAUGAUCUCACUGUGAAUAACUUCUUUCCCUGUACAGAAUUUUAUAUUUUUAUCAUGUUUAUGUAUAUAAAAAGUAGUUUUGUUUAAAAUGUGUGUUCUGAUGAACAUGUCCACGUUUUUGAAUGUAAGUUCAUACGUUUAUGUGGAUCAGCUUUGGUUUUCUGUUUUUGUGAGAAUCUAAAAGAAUUGAUAAUUAAAACGGAUCUUUGUGCUUACAAA